AUGUUUUGCGUGAAAGUGAAAUUCGUGACCAUCAGGGUGAGACUUCCUAGGCUAUGCAAGCUGCUUCUCAUAAGCGUGCUGUACUUUCUCUUGUCUCUUGCCGCCUACAUUGGCUUCACCGAAAAAUACCGACACAGCCCAUUUUCUUAUUUUCAUCAUACCACCAAAGUGCUGCAAGUGGACAUCCGGCAGACCCCCCCAGAUGCUGCAGCUGUGAACCAGGCCAUACCAAGGCUUCCAAAUGAACCACUGGGGCAAGGUAGCUCCCUAUUUGAGAACAACGUUACCGGAUUGGCUCCCAAGAACAAACUGAGUGCCCAAGAGAAACAGGCUGAGGUCAGAAAGCUUCCCAGAUCAGUUGAGAAGCAAACCAGGAACACUCUUGUGACAGCCAAUAAAAAAGCACCUGAAAAAAAGUUAGAGCCCAAACAACAUGAGACUCAGGUUGAAGACAAGCGUAUGGCACCUGCAGUGAGUUUAAACCACACUGAAGCUUUGGAUGGUACACCAACAUCGAAUAAGAAAGAAGGUGAAAAACACAGUGCACCAACAUCUCAUCUGGAGGAAAAGAAAAGUAAAGGUGAGGUGUCACAAGCAAAGAAGCCAGCUGAAGCUAAACAUGUGGCAUCAGCAACCCAUCAAAAGAAGGCUGAGGGAAUGGAUGAGACAAGAGCAUCCAAACUACAGCAGCUAAAAGCUAGCCAUGUUGCUAGGCCUUCCAGAGCAAAGCAGGCCUCCGAGGAACCAUCUAGAGGUGCAGACGCAGCUCAAGGGCGCUCUGCCCAGCUUCCCACCAUUAGGGAUCACAGUGCUUCUGCCACGCACCGUGUUCCUACAGCUAUUCCCCAGAAGAGGUUUAAAGCAGCUGACUUCAAACUUGAGCCCCAGUGGGCCUUCGAUGAUGAGUAUCUCCUGGAUAACUCCUUCCAGCAGUCUAGCUGCCCCAAUUCUCUGCGGGACAAGGCUGCCAAAUCGGACUGGCUCAAGAAUGUGCUUCUGCCCAACAUCACGAUCUUCAUGGACAAGAGUCACUUCAGUGACCAUGAAUGGGAGCGCAUGGAGCAUUUUGUCCCCCCCUUUGGUUUCAUGGAGCUAAAUUACUCAUUGGUCAAAGAAGUCCUAUCGAUGCUUCCUCCUAAGCCCUCCUACCAAGUUCUCUUUGCGCACAACAGCAGCCAAAUGUCCAGGUGUGUCACCUGUGCAGUAGUGGGAAAUGGGGGCAUAUUGAACAACUCCAGAAUGGGCCAGGAGAUUGAUUCCCAUGAUUAUGUCUUCCGAGUGAGUGGAGCUGUGAUCAAGGAUUAUGAGAAAGAUGUGGGAACAAGAACAUCCUUCUAUGGAUUCACAUCCUUCUCAUUAGCAACUUCGAUCGCCAGCCUAAGUGGUCAAGGAUUCAAGAAGGUUCCCAUGGGAAAGGAUAUCCAGUACCUUCAUUUCCUGGAAGGAGAACGAGAUUACGAAUGGCUCAAAGCUCUUCUGCUGAACAUGAAAGUCAGAAAGGGAUUUUUUGACUACUACGGAUCAAGGCCUAGGGAGAACUUUGAUAAAGAUUUCAACCUGGAUAAAUACCAUGUGAUUCAUCCAGACUUUCUUAGAUACACGAAAAACAGGUUUUUAAAGUCCCAAAAUGCAAACAAACCUUACUGGCGGAUCUAUAGACCCACAACAGGUGCUUUCCUUCUAUUAACUGCACUCCACCUCUGUGACCAGGUAAGUGCUUACGGUUACAUCACAGAAGGCUACCAGAACUACUCAGAUCACUAUUAUGACAAGAUAAAGAAGAAGCUAAUUUUUUAUGCCAAUCAUGAUUUUGAUCUGGAACGAAGGGUGUGGAAAAAACUUCACGAUGCAAACAUCAUGAAGCUCUACCAACGAUCCUGA
Molecule: messenger RNA, 1881 nt
Organism: Varanus komodoensis (Komodo dragon)
Lineage: Eukaryota; Metazoa; Chordata; Lepidosauria; Squamata; Varanidae
Gene: ST6GALNAC1
Product: ST6 N-acetylgalactosaminide alpha-2,6-sialyltransferase 1
Exons: 9
Coding region: 1-1881 (626 amino acids)
Molecular function (GO): alpha-N-acetylgalactosaminide alpha-2,6-sialyltransferase activity
Source: RefSeq, a predicted model, not a curated record